UCCCACUGCGCCUGUAAGCACUCUCCCCACUCCUCCUUGGCCCAUCGACCAUCGACCAUCGACCAUCGACUCCAUCCAUUGGUCCAGCUCUCUUUUUUUCCGCCCCUGCACUGAUCAUCCAGCCUCAUCUGCUUCCUUUCUAACCCGACAGCGAGUUUGAAUCUGGCCUCUGUGGGACCUGAAAGAAAAAAAAAACAGUUGCAGCCAGCUGUCUGAUUGUCGCCCGAAAAAAAAGAAUCCACUCCAGUCCUUCAUAACCCGUGAGAGCGAGCCCAUGUCUGCCAAUUCUCUUCGAAAGCGUGCCUUCGUCUACUCGGACGAUGCAGGAGAGAAUCUUGAUGUCUGUCCACCAUCGCCCACCAAGAAAAGGACGCCGUCGAGACGGACAAGCGAGUUGUUCAGACGCACGGCCGAGACCCAUCGAUUGGUUGGACGCGAGGCCGAGCGAAAGACGAUCCGGGAAUUCUGUGAGAACCACAUUUUGGUUCCCAAGGCAGGUUCGCUUUAUAUCUCUGGUCAGCCUGGGACGGGCAAGACGGCGCUUCUGAAGGAGGUGAUGCGUGAUAUGGAGCGUGAGAUGAAGGACGUGGAGCAUGAGGUCAAGACGGCUACUAUCAACUGCAUGACGGUCAAGGACCCUCGCCUUGUGUACCAGAAACUGUUGAUAGAGAUGGGCUAUGUCGCCGAGUCGAAGGAGAAGGAUGCUGCUAUCAAGUCCUUGGAGUCGCUGGUUCUCAAGUCGAACAAGAAGAAGAUCAUGUAUGUGGUGGUUCUCGACGAGAUUGACCAGCUGUUGACAAAGGAUCAGGAUGUAUUGUACAAGCUGUUCGAAUGGGCGUCGACAGAGGGCUCCAAGCUGACGCUGUUUGGUAUUGCGAACGCACUCGAUAUGACGGACCGGUUUUUGCCUCGAUUGAAGGCCAGAGACUGCGAGCCCCAGCUGUUGAACUUCAACCCAUAUCAGGUUGCUGAGAUCCGAGCCAUCAUCAUGGACCGCCUAUUCUCGCUGGAGGACGAUACAAAGGACGAGAGCAACGGCAAAGUAGAAGGCAAGGACAAGAGCGAGACAGGCAAACCCCGCGUCGCCCCAUUGAUGCAACGAGCUGCCAUUGAACUGUGUGCGCGCAAGGUGGCAGCUGCAACGGGAGACCUGAGAAAGGCGCUCGAUAUCUGUCGCCAAACGAUUGAGAUGGUUGAGCUGGAGACGAGGAAGAAGGAGCGGUUGGAGAAGCGUCAGAGUCUGCCCCAGCGUGGGCUCGCCCCCCUGUCUGAGAUCCGCCUGGCCAAUCUUGAAAACCAGGUUGCUGGAAGUUCAGAGAAUGCGACGGCUGCACGUCGACAGUCGGGUUCGUUUGCGGAUGCGGUUUCUUCAAAGGCGGCCAAGCUCACAUUGCAGGACGCACCCAAGGUGACGGUGGAACAUGUUAAGAAGGCGCUGGCGUCAGCAUUUGGAUCACCGGUUGUACAAAAGAUGAAGGCGUUGAAUGUGCACCAAAAGAUUGUCUUGGCAGUCCUGGUGAUGAAGAUUCAGAGCGGCAAGACGGUCGAUUGCGAGGUCGGCAAGGUCUUUGACCAUUAUACCACGACCUGCCGGUCGAGCAACAAGAUUGGAGCGGUGAACCGAGGAGAGUACCAGGACCUGAUUAAUAUGCUGGAGGCGAAUGGACUGAUUACUUUGGGCAAGAGUAAGGAGGAGCGACUCCGCAAAAUUGGGCUGGUACCGCGCGAGAGCGAGGUUCUGGACGCGACUAGGGGACAGGACAUUUUGGACACCAUCCUCGCAAAGGCCGGUGUCAAAAUGGACGCGACCGAUAUGUGAGCAGGAGAUAUGCCUCUCACUCUUUUUUUUUUUUUUAUUUUUUUUAUUUUGUUUCUUUUUGCACUUUACCCAGUCUAUGCACACCCAAUCAGCCAUACUUUCUUCUCCACCUCUCCCUUAUAUAUAUACGUAUUCACUUCUCUUAUGUUUUGCGUUGUAGGGUGGGGUUCUCUUGCAAUGGCAGCACUCCUCGAUCGAUAGCUAGAUGUAAAAGUGAAGAAUACAGACAGCCGCAUUAAGUUAUACACGCGAUGAAUGACUUGUUUAAAGAGCAGUCAGUAGGAAUAAUAC
Molecule: messenger RNA, 2110 nt
Organism: Gamsiella multidivaricata
Lineage: Eukaryota; Fungi; Mortierellomycota; Mortierellomycetes; Mortierellales; Mortierellaceae
Product: P-loop containing nucleoside triphosphate hydrolase protein
Exons: 3
Coding region: 275-1819 (514 amino acids)
Biological process (GO): mitotic DNA replication checkpoint signaling; DNA replication initiation; cell division
Cellular component (GO): nucleus
Molecular function (GO): ATP hydrolysis activity; DNA replication origin binding
Source: RefSeq, a predicted model, not a curated record